Messenger RNA from Peronospora belbahrii, 1005 nucleotides. The record is from the annotation of a GenBank genome assembly. Lineage: Eukaryota; Oomycota; Peronosporomycetes; Peronosporales; Peronosporaceae.
AUGCCAAAACGUAUGGAGGCAUUAAUUCUUCGUGUACAGGAUGAGAUUUGUGCCGGUAUUGAAGCUGUGGAUGGUAAGAUGUUUCGUGAGGAUAAAUGGGAACGACAAGGACACGGCGGUGGUGGUCGUACUCGUAUUCUACAAGAUGGCAAUGUGUUUGAAAAAGCUGGUGUUGGUGUAUCGAUUAUUCAUGGUAAACUACCACCUGCUGCAGUAAAGCAAAUGACAGCAAGAGGAAAAGAUCUGAAAGAGGGACAGGAGAUACCAUUUUAUGCUUGUGGAGUGAGUUUAGUCAUGCAUCCACAUAAUCCAAUGGCUCCUACCAUUCACUUAAACUAUCGCUACUUUGAGGUAGAGACGGGAUAUUUUAACAAGAAUGGUCAACCUAAGAAACUUGGCUGGUUUGGUGGAGGAGCUGAUUUAACACCGAGUUAUCUCUUUGAGGAAGAUGCGCGCCAUUUUCAUGCCGUGUACAAGACGCAACUGGAUAAACGGGAUCCGGACAUUUACCCAAAGUGGAAAAAAGCGUGUGAUGAGUAUUUUUACAUCCCUCAUCGUCAAGAAGGUCGUGGAAUUGGUGGCAUCUUUUUUGAUGACCUUACUGAUACGUCGGAAGAGAACUUUCAGAUGGUUCGCAAUUGUGCGAACUCGAUGCUCGAUGCGUACGUUCCAAUUCUCAAAAAGCGCAAGGACUUGCCAUUUACGAAACAGCAGAAGGAGUGGCAGCAAAUGCGUCGUGGCCGCUACGUCGAGUUCAAUAUCAUGUACGAUCGAGGCACCAAAUUUGGUUUGUUGACCCCUGGCUCACGUGUCGAGUCGAUCCUCAUAUCACUUCCUUUAACGGCGCGUUGGGAAUAUAUGCACCAGCCUGAUUCUGGAUCAUGGGAAGAAAAGACUGUUGAGGUGCUGAAGAACCCCGUGGACUGGCUCAAUGUGCCUGAAGUCGAGUUAGAGACGCUUUCAACAGGUGAGUUGUUGAAGGAGCUUGCCAGAAGGAGCGAGUAA